Neltuma alba is the source of this 1818-nucleotide messenger RNA. Its product is annotated as glutamate decarboxylase 1-like. The transcript has 6 exons. Lineage: Eukaryota; Viridiplantae; Streptophyta; Magnoliopsida; Fabales; Fabaceae. Bases 169 to 1683 code for a protein of 504 amino acids. Gene Ontology annotation, biological process: L-glutamate catabolic process. Gene Ontology annotation, molecular function: pyridoxal phosphate binding; glutamate decarboxylase activity. The record is from RefSeq and is a predicted model, not a curated record. Gene Ontology annotation, cellular component: cytosol.
UAGACUGGGUUUGAAUCGUGUUUUGCUGCGAUUAUACCGCACUCACCACUCACUCUCUGUUAACUCCCUCCCUCCUCUUCUUCAUCCUAUCAUUUCAUUAUACCAUCUCAUUUCUGAUUCAAUUCUCUAUCCCUCCCCCCGCCCUGAUCCUCCGUCUGUGUGUCGGCCAUGGUUCUGUCGAAGACAGCUUCUGAGACGGACGCCUCCGUCCACUCGACGUUCGCGUCGCGAUACGUGAGAGCGGCGUUGCCAAGGUUCAAGAUGGCGGAGCAUUCGAUCCCCAAGGAGGCGGCGUACCAGAUCAUCAACGACGAGCUCAUGCUGGACGGUAAUCCCAGGCUCAACCUCGCCUCCUUCGUCACCACCUGGAUGGAGCCUGAGUGCGACAAGCUCAUCAUGUCCGCCAUCAACAAGAAUUACGUCGACAUGGAUGAGUAUCCAGUCACCACCGAGCUCCAGAAUCGGUGUGUGAACAUGAUAGCCCAUCUUUUCAAUGCACCGCUUCAAGAUUCAGAAACUGCGGUGGGUGUUGGCACAGUUGGCUCAUCGGAGGCCAUCAUGUUGGCUGGCUUGGCUUUCAAAAGAAAGUGGCAGAACAGAAGAAAAGCAGAGGGCAAGCCAAUCGACAAACCCAAUAUUGUCACUGGUGCUAAUGUUCAGGUUUGCUGGGAGAAAUUCGCGAGGUACUUUGAGGUGGAGCUGAAAGAGGUGAAGCUGAGGGAAGAUUACUUCGUAAUGGAUCCUGAGAAGGCAGUGGAAAUGGUGGAUGAGAACACCAUCUGUGUUGCUGCUAUCCUUGGUUCCACCCUCAAUGGAGAAUUCGAAGAUGUCAAACGCUUAAAUGAUCUCCUCAUUGAGAAGAAUAACGAAACUGGAUGGGAUACCCCAAUUCAUGUGGAUGCAGCGAGUGGUGGCUUCAUCGCACCAUUUAUAUAUCCAGACCUUGAAUGGGACUUUCGCUUGCCACUUGUGAAGAGCAUCAACGUUAGUGGACACAAAUAUGGACUUGUGUACGCAGGAAUCGGCUGGGUCAUUUGGAGAAGUAAGGAAGAUUUGCCUGAAGAACUCAUCUUUCACAUCAACUACCUCGGAGCUGAUCAACCCACCUUCACCCUCAACUUCUCCAAAGGGUCUAGUCAAGUCAUUGCUCAGUACUACCAGCUCAUCCGCCUGGGCUAUGAGGGAUAUAGGAAUGUGAUGGAAAAUUGCAGAGACAAUAUGAUAGUGUUGAAAGAGGGGUUGGAGAAAACAGGGCGCUUUAACAUCAUAUCAAAAGAUGAUGGAGUGCCGUUGGUGGCCUUCACCUUGAAGGAUCGCAGCCACUUCACGGAAUUCCAGAUAUCUGAUUUCUUGAAGCGUUAUGGGUGGAUCGUGCCGGCUUACACUAUGCCUCCAGAUGCUCAGAACGUCACCGUCCUCCGCGUCGUCAUCAGAGAGGACUUCUCCCGAACCUUCGCCGAGCGUCUCGUCAUUGAUAUCCAGAAAGUCUUGCACGAGCUCGAUUUGCUACCUGGCCGGGUCAUCGAGAGCACCACCGUCAACGUCACGGCGGAGAUGGCAGAAAACGGCAAUAUCGUCCCCAGAAAGAGUGAAAUCGAAACCCAAAGGGAAAUCACUACGGCCUGGAGGAAGUUCGUGUCCGACAGGAAGAAGAUGAACGAGAAGAUGAACGGCGUUUGUUAAAUUCUUUCAAAUUUCCAUGUUUGUUUUCGUUUGUUAUUAUUGCAAAUUUACAAUUGCUCUGUUUACAUUAUUCACGUGUAGAAGAAUGAAUAAGCAGGACUGUGAAAGUAAUUCUUUUUGGAGAAUUUUAAAUCA